Molecule: messenger RNA, 761 nt
Organism: Meloidogyne enterolobii
Lineage: Eukaryota; Metazoa; Nematoda; Chromadorea; Rhabditida; Meloidogynidae
Source: the annotation of a GenBank genome assembly
AUUUUAAUUUUUAUAUUUAUAAAGAACUCAAUAAUGUUACCAAAAUUCCUUUUCCUAUUGUCAAUACUGGCAUGUGUCAAUUUUGUCAUAAGCAAUGAUUACCUCACACUUGAUGAAUGUAACAAAUCCAUGCAUAAAAAGGUUACAAACGACUGCAAAUGUAUAUAUGAAGAUUACAUUACUUGUGAAGUAAUUUUAACUACUUAUCAAAUUUGUAGCAAGACUUUUCUGAAAGAAUAUUAUAAAAAAAACUUGACUGAUUGCGAUAAAACUUAUUCUGAAUGUAAUUCUAAAGAUCAAUGUCUAAUAGGAAUGUGUGGAUGUUUUAAGUCAAUGGUUGCCUGUACUGAAAGAAAAUGUGCACUACCAGAAGCAGUGGCGGGAGUCAAACGAGCUCGGUCCGUUCAAGCUUUAACUAGUUUUAAUGAAUUUGUUGGUAGAAAUUUCGAUAAGACGUUUGAAUUAAAGAAGGAAGAGUAAAGAAGAAAAACUUGCAGAUUUUAACUUGCGGAUUUUUAAAUUUUGCGGACAAAAAAAUUUUUUUUAUAAUUCUUUAUAGUGGAAAUAAAUACAUAUCUCUAAUGAAGUUUAGAAAUAUUUCAAAAUCAGCCUAGGAAUUUUUUCAAAAUUUUAGACUGGAUUGCGCCUUACUGGCUUGCUUCGUGUCUAUCUUUUAUCUAUGUAUUGUGUCUACCCAAUGUGUUGGGAAACUAAUAAAUGCACGUGUUUAUUGACUUUUUUGAGCUGUAAAAAUGAGCUGA